GGGAAAACUUUUUUUUUUCGCUCAUGAAGCUCUAAUACUAAUCAAAAGCACAGAAGAAGAAAUGAAACAUUUUGGUGGGGAUAAAAAAAGUGGGUACAUUUCACUGCCUUUCAUGCACUAAUUCUAUAUCAACAUCAGAUACAGUGUGGUAGGAUACAAAGCACUGUGCAAUGACAGUUUAAAUGAUUUCAUGAAUCAGCAAAUCAAAGUUUCCACACUUAAUUCAUCAGUUUUUACAGGACCAUGUAAGCUGGGAUAACUGUUUUUUUACCUUCAUAAAUGAAAUCAUCAUUUAAAAACUGCUUUUCACUCAGGUUAUCUUUGUCUAAUAUUAAUUUGAUUAAGGAAGCAUGACAAUCACGAAGGGGGCAAACACCUUUUCUUCACCACUUGUAAAUUGAUGCCCUGUUUCCCAGUGUUAAUUUCUUUUAAUUACUACCUACAGAGUCAGUUUGUGGUUAAGCAUUCAAAAAUAAGCUGCAGUUGCCCUCAGAGACAGAAUACAAGGAUAGGGAUUUGAUUCUAUAUCACUUAAGGUGGUCACUUAUUUACUAGUAAGCCAGAAGGUGAGUGUGUCUCUAAGAUGUUUAUCACUGUGGUGGUUUUAUUUUAUUAUUAUUUCAGUAUGUGACUAUUUAAGAUUAUGAGCACAUUAUUUGGCAUCCUGAUGGCUUUGUAUGUGAUAUCUGUCUGUUUACUGCAAUUAUGAAAAAGCCCCAAAGCAGCUAUGAAGUGCAAGUUAUACAUGACUGGACCUUUUGGAUGGUCCUGAGCCAAGACCCCGUUUACGCCGAGCUGAGGAAAGACGAGAGGCUGACGAAAGAAAGCUGAGAAAUUCUGCAGGCGCAGGUCUGCAUCCUGCUCAGGAAAAUAAGUUCUCUGAAGAAGAUCCACAGUGAGCUGGGAGCAGAUUUACACGACAAAGGUGAAGCCACCAAGUUUACCAUGAAAUGCAUGACCCUUGAGCUCAACAUGCCGAGCUCCUGUCUGCCUGCCGGUCAGUACAAGCCUCUCCAUGUGGGCUAUGACACAUGGCUCUCUCACUGCAAAGACCUGAAGACGGCGGCCAACAUCCUGAUGAAGGACUCUUCUUCCUUCAGGGGAAACCUGAGGUUCUCUCUGGCCAAUGUAAGAAAACCCUCAGAUCCAAGGCCGAUCGCGUGUUUGCCAUUUCUUCUAUGAUGACAAUUUAAAUUUUAUAGAUAAAAAACGCCCACAAGUGUCAGCGCCGCAGGACAGACGGCGCUCUGAGGAAGAAAAUCUACGAACUGACCAGAAACCAGGAAAUGCUGCUCUUGAAAAGAAAGCAGAUCAGUGAUGACAUUUCUGAUCAGACCAAAGAAAUACAGAAACUGAAGUGUGAGAUCAGGAGCUGUGACACCAAACUGGAUCAUGCUUCCCAACGCCUGGACAUCCUCAACCAGAGACCUGGAUACGAGCUCUGCUGGGACUUGCCGCACAUCAGCCUCACGCUGGAGAAUUACGACCUGGUAAAAAUAGGAGCUGGACUUCGCUCGGCGCUGAAGUUCUCUCAUCAGAACCUGGAGCUCCAAAACAAGCACCUGAUGAUUGUCGAGGAGGAACUGUCCAAAAACGCUCACAUCCUAGGGGUGGAGCAGAAGUGUCAGAGCCUACUUCAGACUUUCCAGCCUGCCCAUGACACCGUCGUGGUCCUCGCCAACAAGGCCAAACUUCACAAGACCACGAGCAGCUCCAGCUGUCGUGAAUGCUUUCAGUAGGGCGCAUCUGCAGUCUUUUAUUCAUUAAAACACGUAUGAGCAAACUCCCCUCGACUUUUUUGGAAUCAGUCUGCGCUUCCUUUUUGUUUUCAAGACUGAAAUGCUUUGGAAGAUAUUCUGUUUUUCAAAAGAUUUAAAAAUGAUUAAUAAAUCACAUAUCUGACACGGGCACAAAAGAAGAUAGACGUAGAUUUUUUCUUUCCUUUUAAAAUUUAUUCCUAAAAAGAUGUUACAUGCUUUUAUUUAAAAAUCAAACCUAUUAUUUACAACGAUACAUUGCAAUAAAUAUGUUCUCCCUAAUGGUGUUUGGGAGCUGAAACAUAUUUGGUAAACAACAAAAGGGAGGCAGUGAGCUCCCUUUUUUGCCCACUUGAUGAACCCUUUACUUAAAAGAAAAUAAUGGAUAAGACAUGAGAAGAGACAGCGACAGAAAAAUCAAAAUCAGAACUAUUUUCUUUCACCUUAGUUUCAAUAUGAUUCCUUUGAACUGCAAACUAAUCAUCUUAAAGCCCAAAUAAUUAUGUAAUUACAAUUAUAUACGAUACUACAGCAAAAACCUGUUAGUAGAAAACAAAUGUAGUAAAUUAUGUUUAAGUCAGAAAUACAAUUAGGGUAUGAAAAGUGAAAAGAAAAGAAAUCUGCUGUUAUGCAGAUUUUUCCUGUAUCAUGUUUGUUUAUUGGUUUGCUGCAAACCCCGGGUAUAAAAUAGGCUUCUCGAUGUUACAGUAUGAAGUUCAGCCACUGUUAAUGCAUUUAUCACACAAAUCUGGAUAGAAAAAAAAAGGGGG
Molecule: messenger RNA, 2527 nt
Organism: Haplochromis burtoni (Burton's mouthbrooder)
Lineage: Eukaryota; Metazoa; Chordata; Actinopteri; Cichliformes; Cichlidae
Exons: 5
Coding region: 1287-1739 (150 amino acids)
Biological process (GO): cilium movement involved in cell motility; cilium assembly
Cellular component (GO): microtubule cytoskeleton; nucleus
Source: RefSeq, a predicted model, not a curated record